UCUUCUCUUUCCCAAGAAAGCUCCAAAGAGAGAGUGAUCUCAGAUUCAAUUCAACAAUGGCGGAAGAAUCUAAAGCUAAAGGAAACGCUUCUUUCUCUUCCGGUGACUUCACCUCCGCUAUACUUCACUUCACCGAAGCCAUUAAUCUUUCUCCAACCGAUCACGUCCUCUACUCUAACCGUUCCGCUGCUCACGCUUCACUUCACCACUACGCCGAUGCUCUCUCCGACGCGAAUGAGACGAUUAAACUCAAACCGUACUGGCCUGAAGGUUAUAGCCGUCUCGGAGCUGCUCACUUAGGGUUAAACCAAUUCGAUUUGGCUGUAACGGCUUACAAGAAGGGUUUAGAUAUCGAUCCGACCGACGAGGAGUUGAAAUCGGGAUUGGCUGACGCGGAGGCUUCUGUUUCUAGGUCAAAAUCUGCUCCUCCGCCGAAUCCGUUUGGUGAUGCUUUCAAAGGACCGGAGAUGUGGAGUAAGCUCACGGCUGAUCCUUCGACUAGAGCCUUUUUGCAGCAGCCUGAUUUUGUUGGCAUGAUGCAGGAGAUUCAGAAGAACCCUAGCAAUCUCAAUUUGUAUUUGAAGGAUCAGAGAGUGAUGCCAUCUCUUGGAGUUUUAUCGAAUGUUAAUUUCAGGCCGCCACCGCCGAAUCCUCCGGGAGAUGACUCGGAGUCGGAGGUUCUUCACUCUUAUAUGGGUCAGAGUUCUAGGAAAGUGCCUGGGGUUAAGAAGAAGCGAGAACCUGAGCCGUUGGUGACGGAAGAGAAGGAGAAGAAAGAGAGGAAGGAGAGAGCCAAAAAGGAGAACGAGCUUGGGAAUGCUGCGUUCACGAAGAAAGAAUUCGCAGUUGCCAUUGAGCAUUAUUGUAAAGCUAUUGAGAUUGAUGAUGAAGAUAUCUCAUAUAUCACAAAUCGUGCUGCUGUUUAUCUUGAAUUGGGAGAGUACGAUGAGUGCAUUAAAGAUUGUGACGAGGCAGUGGGAAGGGGUAGAGAGCUUAGUUUAGAUUACAAGAUGGUAGCUAAAGCUUUGACUAGGAAAGGGACUGCUUUGACCAAGAUGGUGAAUUGCUCGAAAGAUUAUGAACCUGCUAUUGAAGCUUUCCAGAAAGCUCUUACAGAGUAUCGAAACUCUGAUACAUUGGAGAGACUGUACAAGGCAGAACGAGCGAAGAAAGAGUGGGAGCAGAAGGAGUAUUUCGAUCCCAAGAUCGGGGAUGAAGAGCGUGAAAAAGGUAAUGAUUUUUUCAAGGAGCAGAAGUAUCCUGAUGCUAUAUUACAUUACACUGAAGCAAUCAAAAGGAACCCGAAAGACCCAAAAGGAUAUAGCAACCGAGCUGCGUGUUACAUUAAGCUAGGUGCAAUGGCUGAUGGACAAAAGGAUGCAGAAAAGUGUAUUGAGAUUGAUCCAACCUUCUCUGAAGGAUACAGCAGAAAAGCUGCAGUUCAAUUCUUCUUGAAAGAGUAUCAGGAUGCGAUGAAAACAUACCAACAGGGUCUCAAGCAUGAUCCGAAUAAUCAGGAACUUCUCGACGGUGUUAGUAGAUGUGUGCAACAGAUUAACAAUGCUAAUCGAGGUGACCUUACCCCUGUGGAAUUGAAAGAGAGACAGGCCAAGGCAAUGCAAGACCCAGAAAUCCAGAACAUUCUCACAGAUUCUGUAAUGAGACAGGUACUGACCGAUGUUCAAGAGAACUCGAGCGCAGCACAGAGACAUAUGCAAAAUCCAAUGGUUAUGAACAAGAUUCAAAAACUUAUUAGCGCUGGGAUCGUCCAGAUGAAAUAGACUCGGAAUAGUUGAAACAUUGAAAAUAUCCGUUUUUGUACAUUCAUUUGUUGCUCUUAUUAUAUCUUUGCAAUGUGCAACAAUUCCAAAUUAGUAAAAUUGCAAUCAUAUUUUCAAACUGUUCUGAUA
Molecule: messenger RNA, 1910 nt
Organism: Camelina sativa (false flax)
Lineage: Eukaryota; Viridiplantae; Streptophyta; Magnoliopsida; Brassicales; Brassicaceae
Product: hsp70-Hsp90 organizing protein 1-like
Molecular function (GO): Hsp90 protein binding
Source: RefSeq, a predicted model, not a curated record